GGGGCCAAGAUGGCGGCGGCGCUGUCGGUGAGCGGGGCCGGGCCCGGGCCCGGAGCGGAGCCACCGGCGGGGCCCGGCCUGGCCCCCGAGGAGGAGCUGCCGCCGCUGGACCCGGCCGAGGUGCGGAGCCGCCUGGAGCACAGCGAGCGGCAGUUCCGCAAUCGGCGGAAGGUGCUGAUCCGCGGCUUACCGGCGGAUGUGACCAACCAGGAUAUCCACGAGCUGCUGAAGGACUACGAGCUCAAGUAUUGCUUUGUGGACAAGUACAAGGGGACGGGUGAGGUCCACGCUUCACGGGCCGAGCAGGCGGCCUCGGCGGUCGGGCGCUUCCACGGCCGCUCGCUGCGGCAGCGCGCGCUGCGGGUGCAGCUGCAGCCCACGGAGGCCGUGCUGUGCGUGGCCAACCUGCCGCGCCUGCUGACGCAGCCGCAGUUCGAGGAGCUGCUGCGGCCCUUCGGCAGCCUGGAGCGCUGCUUCCUGGUCUACAGCCCCGCCACGGGCCACUCCAAGGGCUACGGCUUCGUGGAGUUCAUGAAGAAGGACUCGGCAGCCCGGGCGCGCUCGGAGCUGCUGGGCAAGCAGCUGGGCAGCCGCAGGCUGCACGUGCACUGGGUGGAUGCGGCACUGCGCGCCGCGCGUGGACAGGCCCCCGAGCUGCUGCACUCGCGCUGCCUGUUCUGCGGCGUGGACAGGCUGCGCCGUUCCAGCGGUCUGGAGCGCCCUUCUGCAGGGGCUUAGGGCUUUGUGUUCCAGAGGGUCUGCGAGCCCUCCUUCUGCCAGCUGGCCAUCGGGCAGGACGGGCAGCCCAAGGGUUUUGCUGUUCUGGAGUUCGAGUCGCCCGAGGCGGCCGAGCGAGCCCAGGAGGCCACGGACGGGUUCCCUCUGUCCGGGCAGCACAUCCGUGUGUCCUUCUGGGCCCCCGGGCCCUCCGGCCGCAGCAUGCUGGCCGCGCUGAUCGCCGCCCAGGCCACGGCUCUGAACCGUGGCAAGGGGCUGCUCCCCGAGCCCACCCUGCUGCAGAUCCUGGGCAGCCUGGGGAACCCGGCCUCACUGCAGCUGCUGCUCAACCCCCUGCUCCAGGGGGCCCUGGGGGCCAAGCAGGGAAUUUUGGGAGCUGCUCCCUCCCUUCCCCUGGUGCCCAACCCGGCUCUCUCCACGGCUCUGCUCCAGCUGGCUCUGCACAGCCAGGCCCAGAAACCGGGAAUUUUGGGCGAUUCCCCGCUGAGCUCCCUGGCCCAGCCCCCCGGGAAGCUCCUGGGGGAGAUCCCCUCAGGCGCGCCCGGGGACGGGGCCCAGCCCCGCGGGAAGUCCCCGGUGCUGGCGCCGUUCCUGGCGCAGGACAAGGCAGCGCUGGGACCCCCAGGGACCCCCCCGGCGCUGGGACCCCUCCCCAAGCCCCUCCCCAAAGCCCAGCAGGGCGAGAGCGGAGCCCCCGCCCCCACGGUCUCUCUCCUGGGGGAGCCCCCCAAAGACCUGAGGAUCCCCCUCAAUCCCUACCUGAACCUGCAGAGCCUGCUGCCCGCGCCCGGCCUGCCCGGAAAAGGGUUUAAGGCGAAACCCGGAGUUUUGGGGACCCCCCCGCCCGACGCCUUCGCCGUGGAGUUCCCGGAUUUGGGGUCCCGGAUUUUCCCCCAGCCCCGCGACCACGGCUCCAUCCUGGGGGGCUUCGGGCACGGCAGGCACAAGGUCUCCCCCUCCUCGGGGUUGGACAGGGGGGCUCUGGGACCCCCGGGGCCCCCCUUUUUCUCAGGAUCCCCCAGUUCCUACUUCACCAGUGGCCUCCAGGCCGGGCUCAAGCAGAGCCACCUGAGCAAGGCCGUCGCCGUCCCCCCGAGCUCCGACUCCAUCCUCGCCUUGGCUCCCCCCAGUUCUCACCCCAAGACGCCGCUGGGGGGGCACAAGAGGGGCUUCUCCCACCUGCUGCCGUCGCCCGAGCCCAGCCCCGAGGGCUCCUACGUGGGCCAGCACUCGCAGGGCCUGGGCGGCCACUACGCCGACUCCUACCUGAAGAGAAAAAGGAUAUUUUAGUGGGGGAAAACCCCGAAAAAAUCCCCGAAAAAAUCCCCGAAAAAAUCCCCAAAACAAACCCCAAAAAAACCCCAAAACAA
Molecule: messenger RNA, 2108 nt
Organism: Camarhynchus parvulus
Lineage: Eukaryota; Metazoa; Chordata; Aves; Passeriformes; Thraupidae
Gene: RAVER1
Product: ribonucleoprotein, PTB binding 1
Cellular component (GO): cytosol
Molecular function (GO): mRNA binding
Source: RefSeq, a predicted model, not a curated record